AGCCAAUGAGAGAGAAGAGCGCCAGAUCGGCGGGGAGAAAACAUGGAGGACAGGGUGAACAGGACCAGUACAUUUUCUUAAAGUUGCAAACAGUCAACUACAUAGUACAGAAGAUGGUUACAAGGCACGGUCAGUCAUAGAAACUGUGAGCGUCGUAGCGCGACCUAAAUUAAAAGGUUUUAGAAGCAGCAAGUCCAUUCAGUAGUUUACUGAAAUGUCACUGAGUGCUUCGCGUGACCGUGUCUCACAGAAAAGAAUUGUGUCGAGACUUCUCGCUGGUCGUGUUGUAAAGAGACAGAAGCAAGGAGAUGGUCAGCUGCAGGACGCAGCGAUCCAGCUGUUCGAGCAGCAGCAGGAUCUCUGCAGCCUAUUCAAGGAGAUUGGGAAUCCAGAUCCAAGCAAUCCUUUCAACACUGACACAGCUGAGCAAAUGAAUCGGACUGAAGGCAUCUCAUUCACUAUUGCAGGUUCACUUUUGGCGUGUGGGUUGAGACAGCAAGCUGGGCAGCUUGGUGUCCCGUUAGUAACGCUCUCAGUGAAAUUCGUGCUGGAGAGACUGAAAGGGAUUACUGGAAUUGAGGGCGACAAGACAAGGGAAGUUCUCACGGCAUCUCAGAGAGUCCAACUGGGUGUCCUGCUGGAGUCUACCAGAGAACUGAUAAUUCAUGGAGCCCUCUGCCCCAAGGGGCUCUGGCAGGGGUACAGGAAUGAUCAGAAACUACCGAAUCUACAUGUGGUGUACCUACUUCAGUGUUACAAUAUCCUCAAAUUGAAAGACAUUUUAGAAAGUGAUGAAGGAGUGAGGUUGUGGUUGGUGCCACAGUUGAAAGCUCUGUGCUGUUGGACACCUCCUCAGGAAGAAAAAGAGGCCAUGCAAACUCAACAGAAAGUAUUGUCAGCUAUCUUAGGUUCGUUGGUUGGCGUGGGCUUCCAGUCGAGUCAGGAACAAGCAGCUGUGGAGAAGAAGUGUGUUCUGCUCUGCAUCUCAGCACUUGAUGAUCUGCUUUUCUGGCUUCUGGACACUGCAGAUAUAAAUUCAGCACAGGAGUCCUCUGAAACUGCAACCGAGCGAUGGUGUCAGCUAUUUGAUACCUCGUUGUGUGACAUUUCAGCUUCUCCUGAUGCCCUUCAGCGCUUUUUCAUGCACUCACUCACACAGACACUUGCUUACAAGCCUCAACUUGCAGUGUCAGAUGCAAUUGCUCUCCAGAACAAAUGGACCUUUGCAAAUUCCAGUCCGUUGCUAACAUCUCUUUUCCGUAAGUUGACUGUGGUCUUCAGCAUGGAGCAGUUGCUGCAUCACCUACAGCAGGUUUUAGAGACCCAUGAGAUCAGCUGGAAACAUGUACUUUGCUUCCUAUCCACUCUGCUGGUGUACAACCCUUCUGCGCAACCCAGUUUGAGAGCACUUCUAUCCAGAUUGCUGACUUCUGCAUUUGAUGGUUAUGACUUGGAGAGCAUGAUAACAGCAUUUUUGUUGGCGCGGCAGGGGGCACUGCAAGGACCUGCCAUCUUCCCUUCCUACAGCGACUGGUUCAAGGAGUCUUUUGGCAUGGCCAGUGGCUUCCACGCUACCAGCAAGAAAUCUCUGGUGUUUUUGCUCAAGUUUCUGUCUGACUUGGUUCCGUUUGAACCCUCACAGUACCUUAAGGUGCACAUCAUUCACCCUCCAUAUGUACCUGUGAAAUACCGUAGCCUCUUGAUGGAAUAUGUCUCCCUGGCCAAAACAAGACUUGCUGAUCUCAAGGGAUCAGUGGAGAACACGGGUCUGUAUCAGGAUAUUUCAAGUGCUGGAGAUGCACCAUCCCAGUGCCAGGAUGUAAAGGAUGUGGAGAAAGCCUAUUCUCUUUUUGAGAGUACAGGAAAAAUCUCCGCCACUGUUAUGGAGGCCAGUAUUUUCCGUCGGACAUAUUUCCUCUCACGGUUCCUUCCUGCUCUGCUUAGACCAAGAGUGCUACCUGUGAAAGCAGAUGCUCAAAUGAGCUUCAUCGAGGCCCUGAAAAGAGCAGAUAAGAUUCCUGCCCCACAGUAUUCGUCAUACAUGGAAUCUUGUCAGAGACUAAGACAACAAGCAAGGUGUUCCCUCCGUGAGGAGGAUCAUGAUGACCCUCUACAUGUCCUAAAACUUCAACUGCAGGAGCAAAGAAAGCUUGUCCCAGAUGGAAAUGAUGGAGAUAUGUCGGCUCACUUGUCAAAGAUCUCCAACACGCUGAGCUUCAUUUUUCCUGGUCUUCCUGAUGACCCUUUGGAAAAGAAUAUCAUCCAACUGAAGACUGACAUGCUUUCAUUGCCAGAGCUCCACUUGCAAGUUGUCGAUGUGGUUUUAAAAAACUUUUGCCAGUGCAUUUUAGAUACUUCAAAAGCACACCCUCCAAAUAAACAGAAUAUGUGGGCUUCCAAGUUUGUGUGUGUAUUAGUUUGUAACACACAGUUCCUCUCCUGCCUUCUACAAAGACUUUGGCAUCUGCUCCAUAACCAGGGGACCGUGCUGAGUGACGUGCACAUCAUUGGUCUAGCAGCUUUUCUGGUCCAGCUCCAUGCCUCCAUGUCCCAAAGUCCUGGAGUACAACUGAUUUCGCAAAGGCAGCCCAACCCAGUAUCUGUCUCAGAGGCUCUUAGCUCAGCACUCGUCUGCAACACAAACACCCGUAUGCACUUCUGUGUCAGGUUUUGUGUGGCUGCCAUGUGCUAUGGGAUCUGUAGAGGGGACUCAUUGCCUCAACAGGAUGACUUGACUCCCAACUGCCUUCAUAAGAAGCUUCAGUACCUCAUCCCAAGGCUGUUGCCCGAAGCCAGAAGACCUUUUUCUUAUGGUAAAGGAGAUCCGAAGGUGAACAGCAUUGGGCUGUUGUGUAAUGAAAAAGACACCACCACUAGCUGGAAAAAGACAGCUUUGUAUCUAUGGAGACAUCCUGCUUUCAGUAGGCUGCAACACGAGCCACAAUAUCAGUUAUUCUUCUCAGAAUGGCUGGCAAAUGAACUCCAAGUUGACAGAAGUCAAGACACAUUUUCUGACUCUGAACGGCAGGAAUAUCAUCAGUGGGCCUGUCUGCACCUCUACCUGACCCGUCCAGAAAAUCAGGGCGGCUGCGGUGGAAGCAUGAAGACUCUUUGCUCUCAUCUCAUCACUGCAAUCAUGGACCAGCAGCAAAGUGAACCGUGUCAGGGAGAUCACAGACUCUCACAGAAAGGAACCUGUUUUCCAGACAUUCUCUGUAGAUUACAGGAGGUGAUUUAUGAGAUAGAGUUGACAAACCUUUCGGGCAGUCAUCCAAACAGAACCGAUAUAUGUGACUUGCUGUUUGAGUUGGUGUCUCAGAGGUUCUCCAGUUCAUUGAGCUCAGCUUCAGCACAUCUCAGCUGUGAACACACACUGAACAUGUGGAACAGAAUAAUGCUGGCUCUCCCAUCGGUGUCAUUUGUUAAAGUAAAGGCUGAAGGAGACAGGAUGUAUCUUGACUGUAAAAAGCUGAUACAACAUGUCAACAAUCAUCAGAGAAGUGUAUGUUCACCGAGCGGCUUUUUGUCCCUUCAGCUGACAUCACACUUUCUGAGAAGCGUUUUAUGUUUUAGUUCACGCUGCAGUCUUGUGGCAGAAGAAUUCAACAAGGCUUGGUGUCAGAUCACAAAUCAGUGCCCUCUGCUGCUGGUCUCAACAGUGUACUGGUGGGAGCAACUGUCGGUAGUGCUGCUGUCAUUAUGGUCUCGUCUGCGAGAUGGGGAGAUGCCACCAAAACAACUGCAGCUCAUCGUAAACAGUCAAAGCUGGGCCUGCAGUUUAAUGAGGGGUCAGUUGCUGCAUCUCCCCUCGGCUCCAGCACUCUUGUUAGCCUCCAGCCUGUAUGUAAGCUUACAAGGCCGAGCUGAAGGCAAGCAAAGUGUCAGCGAUCCUCUGACUGCGUGGCAACCAGAGAGGGACAUUAAACACAGAGAGGUUUUAACGUUCUUGUUUUUCCUGUGCGUGAACAAUUACCUGUCAGCCCUCCUGUAUCCUCAGGAGCACUGCCAUCAGAAAGCCUUAAGCCUCUGCACAGAAGGCCUGACUGUGCUGGUGGAUUCUGCAGACUGGCUACUAAUCUUUACAUCUAAUGAUGCUGAAAAAGGUGCUUACCACAGUUUUCCCUUGGUGACGUCAAACCGAUUUCAUCACUUGAUGCCGUGGGUCUUCUACAGCCUGUUACUUCAGCAGAGCCCCGAGCUUCAACAAAGAGCUGCACGUUGUCCAGGCUUUCUCAGCACCGCUGUCUCCUGCUACAUCAGUCUGCUGCAGCUCUUCUUGGAUGGGUCCUCUGUCACUGCCACCCUUGGAAGUCAGAUGGAGUCUGGGCAAAUUCUGAGCCGUACCAAAAUCUUCUUGCUGAGGGCCAUUUCUCAGAUGCCCGCUUCCACUCUCUUCUCCAGGCACAUCACGCAGCUGAAGUCCCUGUGCGUGGACUUGGACCCAGAGGUGGCAGCAGCUCUGUCUGUACACUUGGACAUUCCAGAGCGCCCUUUCCUCUGAUAAGGCAACUUUGGCUCAAUACUUCAACUCCAAAUAACUGCGAGACAUUCCAAAUGUUUCUCUAACGUGUUCUUGGACGUAUGCUCUCGCGGCCUGGGCCAAAUUGGAGGACUAGAAAGUUGAGGUACUAGAUCACUGGAAGUGGAAUUUUUUUAAAAAUGGCCCAAUAAACCUCUAAUAUCUUUUUUGGCCAGGA
This is a messenger RNA of Hippocampus comes (tiger tail seahorse), 4697 nucleotides long. RefSeq names its product FA complementation group A (gene fanca). The record is from RefSeq and is a predicted model, not a curated record. Gene Ontology annotation, biological process: interstrand cross-link repair. Bases 215 to 4501 code for a protein of 1428 amino acids. NCBI's taxonomy places the organism in Eukaryota, Metazoa, Chordata, Actinopteri, Syngnathiformes, Syngnathidae. The transcript has 42 exons. Gene Ontology annotation, cellular component: Fanconi anaemia nuclear complex.